CAUCGCCGACUAACGUUAGGCCAUUUGGACGUGUUCUGUGCAUCGUAAUAUCAUUAAAAUGGCUCCAGUGAAACGUUGAUAUGCUUUGCUGCUAACUAACGCAGAGGACGUCCUUGUUUCAGGGAUGGGACAGCCGCCUGUGGUGAUCCUCCGGCGCCGCAUGAGUGGCAGGUAGCGUUAGUGACGGUGCAAAAGCAAUGUUGUGCCGCUGUGCACAAUGAAGAAAAUAUUCAGCUUCACCAAGAAGAAGAAACACCCGUCCGGUACUCCUGACAAUGGGAGUGUGCUUUCGGUUGGCUAUGACCUGAAAGAUAAGGACCUCGGGAAGGUUCACAAGGCUGCAUCAGGGGGUGAUUUGGCAAAGUUGAGGCAGCUCUCCAAAAAGAAUGAUAUCAAUCAACUUGACAAGGAGAACAGAACUGCACUGCAUAUUGCCUGCGCCAGUGGACAUGCUGAAGUGGUGCAGUUUCUCGUUGAGAGCAAAGCCAAGCUUAACCUAUGCGACAAUCAAAAUAGAUCCGCCCUAAUGAAGGCAGUGCAGUGCCAGCACGAUUCCUGUGUGAAAAUACUGCUGGAGAAUCAUGCCGAGCCUAACCUGGUGGACGUCAAUGGCAAUACAGCUCUACAUUUAUCAGCAAACAUCCCAUCCAUGUCCACUACUAUCGCACUGCUGGAGCACGAGGCCGACAUCAAUGCACAAAACAAGGAGGGAUUCACACCCUUGACUGUGGCAGUCCGUGAGGACCAUAUCGAGAUGGCUGAGUUUCUCCUCAAAGAGGGUGCUGAUGUAAAUAUUAUGGACCAAAGCCAAAGGUCCGCUUUAAUGAUCGCUGCCGGCAAUGGACAAAUCAGUAUGUUGCGUCUGCUCCUGAGGUUUAACGCCGAUAUCACACUAAAAGAUACCAAAGGAUGGUCAGCCGAUGAAUAUGCCGUGAUAAAUGGGCAUCAUCCUUGUUCCCUCCUGAUCAUUGAGCACAGUACCCUGAAGAAUGAAGGGCCCUCUAUAUCAUAUCAAGGUCAGAGCAAGAAGAAGAAAAACACAGUGCUGGGUAGUCCUCCCCAAAACGUUGAAGCAGGCUUUUCUUUGGGAGGACCAGCCACUGACAAAGAUGAGCAUGGAGCAAAUGAAGCAAGGGGAGAUUUUGAAGACAAUUCUCAGUCGGAGUCUUUAAGUCGAGUUUCAAAGAGUGCUGCAGAUGAGUGGGCUUCAUCAGAUGAUGAUGAUGAAUCUGUUUUAAUCGAAAAGAAACCACAAAAGGUAAACCUGAGGAAAAUGAUUGCAUCUAAAAGAGGAGCUUCUGCAAUACCUGACAAGUCCCUGAGCGGUACAGAGUCUGAACCAGAGAGUGAGAAUAGAGUCCAGAGAAUCCCAUCCUUCCCAAAGGCUUUACUGUCCAGCAAAGCUCCACUGCGCCCAGUAGAUCCUUCUCCCAUUUCCUUCCUCUCCAAAGCACCCCAGAUGUCUUCUACCCCUCAUCCAAGUUACAAAAAGGCCAGAGUCUCAGGAGGGAAGCCCAGAAGCAGAGGAGGAAGAAGAAGAAGAAGAGGAGGAAGAGGAGGAAGAGGAGGAGGAGGAGGAGGAAGAGAAGAAGAGGAAGAGGAAGAAGAGGAAGAGGAAGAAGAAGAAGAAGAAGAUGAGGAUGACGACCAAGAAGAGCAUGAAGAUGAUGAUGAUGAUGAGGAAAGUGAAGAGGAGGAUGAAGAAGAUGAAGAAGAGAAUGAAUGCGAGGAAGAGGAGGACGAUGGAAAAUGUGUGGCUUCUGUUGAGGCCAACACGACUGAAUUUGAAGACAAACCCUCUGUUGCCGCUGCUCUUAACAUCAUUGACGCUGACAAUCCAGCCGGUGCUGACAUCAGGGAAACUAGUCCUGGUUUUGUAGGAGAUUCAGAGAAAGAUGCCACUGUCCACCCGGCUGGAACAAUUAGUUACGCACUGCCGGCAACAUUAGAUGUAGAGGAUGACUGUAUCGUGUCAGCCAUUAGGGUAGAAUCUAAAUUUUCCGAUGAAGAUGACAGCCUUGGUUCAAAAGGAGGCCCCCUGCCUUCCAGACUUCACAAAGAAACUUCACCAAUGGUGGUGAAUGAGGAAGAGUUUGAAGGAGAAAUGGAAAAUGAGGAUGAUUCCUGGAGCAAUACACAAAACAGCGGGGAUGCGGUGAGUAAUGACGGACUAGCAAGGGGAAGAAAUGUGAUUCCUAAAGAUGGAGGUGAAAAUACACAUGGCUUUUCUGAUGCUGCAUCAAACAAAGAAUCUUUGAAAGAGAAUAAACGCAGAUCUUCAUGGGGCUCCUCAUUAGAGGACAGUGACGAUGACCUACCCAAAGAAGAUGAGGUAAAAGAUGAGACCCUUGAUCAGAAAAGUAAUGUUCAAGCACCAGAUUUACAGCUAGAAGCAGAAACACUGCCUUCAAAAUGCUCAUUACCUCAACCAAAGGAACAUCACCCAGAUACCUCAUGGGAUUCUUCCUCACCAGUGGUACCUUCUCCAAAAUGUGUCUCGCAUCAGUCAGUGAUAGAUGAACUUGUGUCUGCUUUGGGGCUACGUUCAAAACGCACCCUUCAGUCUAAAAACAGACUAGCCAAAGCAACAGCAGAUGAAUCAGAGUGGGAUUCCUCUUCUGAAAAUAACCAUAAAGACGAUGCGCAUUCACCAAAAAUGAUAUCAUCAAACCAGACUGGGGAGCAGCAGUGUUCUGAUGACUUUGUAGAAGAUAAAGAAAGUGUUAAUAAAGUUUUAAAUGACCCUUCUACUGCAUUGUCACCAGUACCUGAGGAUGAAAAGGCAACCAAAAUCCAAAAUCUAGAUAACGAUGAUGUUGAAUCAUCACAAAAGGAAGAAAUAUUAAAGUCAGAGAAUGAAGAAGGCGAUGAUAGCAGUUGGGAUGAUGAGGAUGAGUCAGAAAAGCAGAAGACAAUGGUGACAAAGGAUGAUGACGUUGCAGUGAAGUCAAGUCAUUCUACCCCAAACAAGUCGAGGCCCACGAGUGCAAUAGAGAAGAAGUUGGAGGGAGAUGAAGACAAUGAACAAGAAUCUAUUAUUGAUGGAAAGGAUGACACCGUAGAGGAUUACAGGCUGGAGGAGGAAGACAAGCUGGUUGACGUUGACAAAGAUAAUUCCAGCCGAGAUGAUGAGGCAAGUGAGGACUCUGACAGCAGGGACCAGAGGCUGCAGUACGAUUUCACCAGCACAACAGUCAAAGUGUCUGACGACGAAGACAAGGCCAGAUUAACUGCAUAUGUGCCGCUAGAAAAUAAAAGUGCCAUAAUUUCCCACACAACAGUGUCACCAGAUGACCUCAAUGAGGAACCAACAAAGAAAAAUAGUUGUUCAAGCCCUCGCACUGCCGAUCAACACCAUGACAAGAACACAUCGUCUGAGGAUGAAGCGUUACCUCAGACCGACAUUGAUGAUGUCGAUGUAGUCUCACCUGAUGAAGCAGAGAGCUUAGGCAUGAACGGUCAAGAGGUCAGAAAGAUUGACGAGCCGGUCAAUCAGAAAGAAGAUUCCACUGGGGAUGAGGAUGACCAGGAUGAGGAGAGAGAUGAUGAUGAUGAUGAUGAUGAUGAUGAUGACGAGGAGGAAGAGGAGGAUGUCUCAGAUGAUAAUGAACAACUUGAAGCGAGUGGAGAGUCUCUUGAGGCCACCUCAGCUGUUCCUGAAACAGAAGUUUCUCAAGAUAAGAAAAGGGAUUUCCUGUCUGAGCUGGGUCUAGAGCAGGAAGAAGAAGAGCAGGACUCUUGGGACUCUGAGUCCCACUCUGAAAACCCCAGUAAGCCACAGGAAGAGAAAGAAGUCUCGCUUAUCAAAGUUAAAGAAGAGGCGGCCACUGUCGAAGAAGAGAGGAAAGAAGACUUGUUUUAUAUUCCCUCGUUUUUAAGAGGGGAAGGAGGCAAUAGGAUGGCAGUCCUAGAGCCUCGGAGGAGUGUAGGCAGGCCGAGAGGCAGCCAGGGAGAGGUUGGAAACAACAAUACUGGUGAUAAUAGAGAAGAGGAUGUUGAGAGAGAUGAUAGUAUACAGAAAGAGACUGAGAAGUCAAAGUGGGAACCUCUCCGUGUUUUGAGCAAACUUGAAGGAGAUCAAGCACAACAGACAGACUUAAUGGAAGAGCUCGGUCUGGGAGAUGUUGAUGAUCUUGAAGCUAAAAGAAGAGAUGCGUCAGACUGGGACUCGGCCAGUACUGCCAGUAAGAGAACCCUGCCUGGCCGCAAAAUGCCCUCCCCUGGACUCGAGGAGUUCCCAGAAUGCUCUUUUCCACCUGUUAAAGAGCAGGAUGAAAACCUUGCUACAGCUGCACCUCCGACAACUCCAAGGAGCAUCAACCCCAACAAAACCACACCCAGCACACCCCCUCAACCCGUGCCCCAACCCCAACCUCGAGUAAGGAAGAUAGUGGCACCGAAACCAGAGAGUGAAGAGGAAUCAGAUUGGGAACCAGACAAUGUGGCGUCCACUAAUACUACAGACAAAGUUGACAGUCAGCUGCAAAACCUAGCUGAGCUUCUGGCAGGUUACACCAGACUCUCUGUCCCCUUAGGUUCCCCUGAGCUCUCACCGAUGGCAGGAGACACCAAAACUAACGAAGAAUCUGACCAGGAGCAACACAAGGAGGUAAAUGAUGCAGUAGAUACAUGUGAGCUAGAUCUAAAUAACUCUAAUCCAUCUCGCCAUGUGGGCUCUGACGGUGGAGAAAAGGAUUAUAACUUUAAAGAUCAACACAGUCAUGAAAAAAGGGGUGAAGGUAGUGAUAGUGUCCCAUGGGAGAAUCGCUACGAGAAGCUCUGGGUAGAGGUGGAAAAACGGGAGGUGAAAUCCACCUUCAAGAACGUUGCUGGGGAAUUAAAAGAGAAGUUUGGAGAACUGCUUCGAUCACGACGGUCUGCAGAAGAACAGGCCGUUGCUGAAUCUUCUUCUGCAGAAGAAGAGUCGAGCGAUGAAGAAGAAGAUGGGGAAGUGAUUGUGCGCCCAACGGCCAGAGCAAGGUGUACCGUCCUUCUCACCAUACCCGAGCAGAGGGAGUCUGGACAGGAAGACUCUCUGGCGGAUUCAACUGACAACUCCUUAUGCGAGGACCCGAAGCAGGUCUGUGACCCCCCCCCACGUAGUCAGAGCAACAUGUGUCGAGUCCCAGAUUUAGUCACUGACGAUGUCCUUGAGGAGCACAGCUCUCCGUCACCUCAACUCACCACCCCAAAAAGAGACAGCUGCGUAGAUCACGUUACCACAGCUUUAAAUGAUAAUCAAACCAUGCCCGUAUCAGAUGUUGACUGGAGCACAUUCCUUAAGGAUGAGGCCAAACUAAGGCCAUCCCAAAAACCACAUCUGGACCUCAUCUCGAAGGACAGCAGUGCUAAUUUAGAUGAAGCUGAGAAAAACAAUGCCUGUUCAGAAGAGGAUCCUGAGGAAUUUGCCAAGUUUCAUGCACCCUCAACGAGCAGACGUUCAGCAUCUAUCCCAGGUGUUUCUGAUGAAGCGCUCGAGGAGCACAUGGGAAGAUUUAAACUUGAGGUAGGGGUGCUGAAGGUUUUCUUCCAGGAUUUGGAGAAAGAAAAGGCCCAACUCCAGAAAGAGGUUGGCAAAGACACCAGAACGGCUGCAAUGGAGGUGCAAACAUCCAGUACCUCUUGGGAUUCUGGUGAACAGGCAUUCGAAGAAGUGGGCACUGAGAAACCUGAAACCAGGUUAGGAGGCCUGUCAAGUCCAGCUGGAAAAAUGCAUCAGGAGAAGCAACCUGCAGCCACCAAGAGCACCAACGCGGCACCAGUGCAAUUGCGUCUCCCGCUCCAGCAGAUCUACAAUAGCAGCAAACAGGAGGGACAAGCUGUAGAGGAGACCUUACAGCUGGAGCUGGUCCGAGGGGCCCCGCACAGCAGAGCCCCUCAGACCAACGCUCAUGUCAAUGGAGAUCCUCUCUCUGUGUUUGACGAUAGCACUUUAAGUGAAGUGUCGGACGAUGAAGGAAGGUUUCCAGUUAGUGGACAACAGAAAAACAAGGAUCCUGAAGAAGUGGAGAUGGCCGAAGACUUUGAUGAACUCACUCAGUCGUCCGACACAGCCACAGACGACAUCGACUCUCCCACUUCAGGCUAUCGCCACGCAUCUCUCCUCAUUCAGAAGCUGGACUCAGCCACUUUGGAUUCGAGAAGCAUGGUGAAGCUGCAGAACAUUUUCCACGAGUAUGAGCGCUCCAUCCAAAAGGCAAGGAGUCGCCAUGGGUACCUGUCAGACAAGGUGAGCCAGCUGGAAAUGGAGCGGGCGGAGUUGAAAAGCUCUUUGGAGGAAGUUAAAGAUGUGAAAUCGGCCUUGGAGCGCAACCAGCUGGAACUGCAGACUGAAGUCACAAACCUCAAAUUUCAGCUGAAACAGGAGCAGGAAAAUCGCCGCAACGCCACCAUGAUGUACAACACGACCCGAGACAAGCUUAGGAGGAUGGAGGAGCAGCAUCAGGUCGAGGUGCAAGAGAAGCAGAAGGUGGAGCUCACCCUCAGGAACCUGGAGCUGGAGAUGAGAACACUGGUCAACAGCAUGAAACAGCUUGAAGAGGACCACAGUGAGACCCAGAGACUGCUGGCUCAGGAGCGCAGCGCUCGGACGCUGCAGGAGAACCUGCUCAACAGCCAUCUCCGUAAGCAGCAAGAGAUCGAGGACGAGAACAAAAGAAACAUCAGCAAAAGCAAUGAGGCUUUGUCUCAGCUCACCGAGGCCAGUGACAGGGAGAGGGAGCUGCUCCAGCAGACUGCCACCUUCCAGGAGCAGCUGACCAUCCUGAGAGCAGAACUCGAGCGUUCACAGGCCAACGGCAGUCUCAAGAGAGCCACCUCGGAGGAGAAUGAACACCUCAAAGAGCAGCUAGAAGAUGCUCGAAGGGAUCUCAAACUCAACAGUGAAGCCCUGACCCAAACUGUCUUCAACUGCAACAACCAGCUGACCGCCAUGAAGUCUGAGUUAACUAUGACAACCAACCGUCUGGAAAACGAGCGACAGACUCGCGAAACGCUGGACGCAGAGGUCGAUUCCACUCGUGUCCGCCUGGCUGGAGCCGUAAAGGAGGCGGAGCUUUGCCUGGCAGCUCAAACAGAGACUGAGAGAGCUCUGCUCCGGGAGAAAGAGGAACACCAGCGUCUUAAAGACAGACUCACAGGUGAAGUAGCCAAUCAACGUGAGUCAGUCAGCAGCCUUUCCCAGAAGCUUUCCAAGGCAGAGACUCGUGCUAACAGCCUAGAGAAUGAAGUUCACCGGGCCACGCUGCAGCUGACGGAGAAAAGCCUCCUGCUGGACGUCCUGCAGCGGGAGAAGGACCAGGGGGCUGCACGUGUGAAGGAGCUAGAAGCGGCGCUGCAGGUUAAGGAGGAGCUGGCCAACCGCGCCGGAGCACGGCAAGAGGCCGCACAGGAGCGACUAGCCCAAACCCAGAGUGAGAGCAUGUUACUACGGCAGCAGCUAGAGGAGGCCCAGAACAAAGGCGUUGCAAAGGAGCGUGCAGUGACAGACGCCCAGGAUCGCUUCAGUGAUAUCCUGUCCAAGCUGCGCUCUGACAGCGAGGAGAGGGUGCAACUAGUGGAGGAGAGAAGUAAGGAGCUCGCCAGUAAGGCUGCCGACCUCCGAGAUCAGAUCUACAAGCUAGAGGAAGAGAAGAGCGAGCGAGAGACUACUGUAAGGCAGCUGCAGCAGGAGCUAGCUGAUUCGCUCAAGAAGCUGUCAAUGAGUGAGGCUUCUCUGGAGGUCAACACACGCUAUCGCAAUGACCUGGAGGAGGAGAAGGCCCGGCUCUUUAAAGACUUGGAAAGGCUCAAAGGAAAGCUGGAGGAAAGUGAAGACCUGUAUGUGCAAUCUGAGAGGCGCAUUAACAGUCUGAAGAACAGCCUGGAUGAGAGGGAAAAGGAGCUCUCCACCUCUCUUCAGAAACACCAGGAGGCGCUGUUAGCCUCGGCAGCUUCUGACACCACCAUCAAGCAGCUGGAGGAAGCUAUGCAAAGGCUGGAGAUAGAGAACGCCCGGCUGGAAGCUGCUGCAAAGCAACAGGCCAACAAAAUUGAAGCUCUUCAGAAAGGCGCUCAGGAGUCUGCCAUGCAAUCUGACUGCUCGCCUGGAGAAGGGGUGAGAGGUCAUUUGGAGGAGUUGGUAACAAACCUCCAAAGCAGUAAGAUGACUUUGGAAGACCAACUCAAUCGAGAGGUCCAGAAGCAGAGCAUGCUGUCCCACACAGCGCAUGACUCUCAGGCCUUGUGGGAGGAGGAGCUGAAGAGCCGCUCUAAGCUGGGACUGCGUCUGGCAGAGCUAGAAAAGGAGAAAGGAGACCUGAGCACCCAGAUGGAAAUAGAAAAGAAAAAAGCCAAGAAGAUAGCGGAACAGAAGAAAGCUGUAGACAGCCGACUGGACCAGGAGAUGCAGAGAAACACAGAGCUCCAAAAAGAAAUGUACAGGUUGCGUACUUUAGUGAAGACUGCCAAAAAGAAACUGCGGGAUCAGGACACGGGCGGAGCUGAUUUUGGCUCUCCUAUGGGCAGCCUACGGAUGGAGCAAGGCAGACACAGCCAAGCCGAGGGGGCGUUUGGACGAAUGAAAGAAAAGGUGGACGAUCUGCAGGUGCAGCUGGAGAAGGAAGCGUCCCGUCGCAGUCAGCUGGAGAAGGUGAACGACGACCUCCAGGAUCAGCUGGCCUCCCUGAAAAGCUCAAGCCGAGGCAAUGAGCAACUGGAGAGGAGUAAGAGGCAGUUGGAGGAGGAGGUGCUGGACCUGAGGCGCCGACUGGAGGCCGUUCAGAUAGAGCAGAGCCAGGUGGAGCAAUACCGCCGGGAUGCUGAGGACAGGGCCCGUCAGGAGAUCCAACAGAAACUGGAGCAGGUCAACAUCUUUCUGCAGUCCCAGGCUGCAUCCCAAGAAGCGUUGGAUCAGAUCAAAGCGGCCAAUGAGACCAACCUGCGCUCCCAGCUGGAGCAGAAGAUCCGGGAGAUGGAGGGGGAGCUGAGCCGGGCCCGCACCACCCAUCAUGACAGCCUCAACCAAAGAGACUCCACACGCACGGAGCUGGAGCGAUACCGCCAACUCUACGCCGAGGAGCUGCGGGUCCGCAAGUCCCUCGCUGCCAGACUUGAGAGGGCCAAUAGUCGACUUUCAGAAGCCAAUUCCAAGCUGCUCAAUGAGCGCAGCCGGGCUCUGAUCACCAGCAGCAUCGCAAACGGUAGCCUUGGAGGGCCCACGCUGGACGUGAGCGCUCUUGGUUCACCAUUACACUACGGGGCCACACUGGGGCCCCUGAACAGGAGUCUUGGCCUGGGACUCUCCCUACUUAACCCUGUAACGGAUGGGCACAACAGCAGGGUGGAGGACUACCUAGCAAAGAUGCAGAGUGAGUUGGAUAGAAACAUAUCAAAGGAAUUAAACAACGCCACAGCAGAGCUGGACGUAGCUUCGGCCCGGAUGUCACCGGUGGGCUCUGCCUCCCGGGUGGAGCUGGACCCCGUCAGCAGAGCGACGCAGCAGUACUUAGAGGUACUCAAGAAGAACAACAUGAUCUGAACACACAUCAGCACUGCUGCUCGCGGUCAUUUUAGCCAACAACAAAACUUAAAAUACUGACUGUAUCAAAAGCAGGCCAAAGCAACCGGCGUUCAUACAACACCAUAAUCCAGCUUCGUAUUUACUCUCCUUUCUUUUAUGAAAGAAAGCUAACAUAAUGCACAUUGCACUUAACCACUCAGGAGCAAAGGGCAUGAGUCAUAUAUAUAUAUAUAUAUAUAUAUAUAUAUCUAUGUACAUAUAGAUAUACAGUAUAUUGCAUCAUCGAUGGGUACACAAAGAGAGAACCUCAAAAGUAUUUGUUCCUUCUGUUCAAUCGGUUACUCUAUUGUUUCUAUUAGAACAGUGUGUAUAUAUAUAUACAGAAACGUGGUUUGGCUUUUUAUUUGUGAAUAUUGGUUGCUAAAUUUGAAGUAUUUGAUGUAUGCAUCAUUAUUAAUCUUGCCAAGAUAUUACAUUUGGUACGUGCCAUCAAAUGGUGUAAUAUCAGUCUUGGUCUUACUUUAUUAGACUCAUUGGAGAAAUGUGUUUGUGAUUAUUUAUUCAUUAAUGUUUUUUUUAUGAACAUGAUAUACUUGAAUAAGACGAGCUGGAAAGCUCUCUGGCUGAAACAGGGUGACUACAUUUGUGUAACUCAUAUUUCAGAUUUCUGUUGGCUUGUUUCUUUGGCCACUAAAAGUGAAACACACUUUUUUGUUGUUGUUUGUUAGUUGUUGUUUUUUUCAUCAUUCAUAAAUACCGUAACAUAAUACACAUGUAUGACGCCUGUACAUUACAGAAGACUCUAAAGUUGUAAUUAAAUAAUAAAAUGAACUUGAGUGAGCUGGGGUGAACAUUCAAGAUCUUAUAAAAUGACCGUUUUAUUUUAUUUUAUUCACCAUCUUUCUGAAAUAUAUCGCUUAGAUGCUUCAAAGGAAUCCUAAAAUGUGACUGAUUUGAUUUAAUUAGUCGUAAGGAACAAACAUAAAGUACACGUCUAGAUAUGAUAUUGAACAAACAAGAAGAAGAAAACUAAAACAUGAAAUGCAGAGUAUAAAAUCCAUCAUGGGGCACGGGCUUGCUAAGACACAUUGUUUAAAAAUAAAUAUUAUUAAUAAUUGAGUCAUCAUAAACAAAUACUGAAAUUAAAUGUAACUACUAUAUAUUUCCUAAGGGAUCCUUACCUGCACCUGGGUUAAAAACAAAAAAAAUACAAAUGCUGGAUAUCCCUGCUACAUUACAGACUUAAAUCCUAUAACAUGCACGCCGGAUUAUUAUAGGGGUUACUUAAUUUACAGAUGUUACAAUACCAAAAUAAAAAGUACAUUUAA
Molecule: messenger RNA, 10827 nt
Organism: Eleginops maclovinus (Patagonian blennie)
Lineage: Eukaryota; Metazoa; Chordata; Actinopteri; Perciformes; Eleginopidae
Gene: aard
Molecular function (GO): protein binding
Source: RefSeq, a predicted model, not a curated record